CAGGCUGAGCUUCCGUGUUUGCACACCCACAAAAAAAAAACAGGACACUAGUGGCCGGCAGACGAAUGUUUACCGAGCAGACAUAGAGUGGUGGUGAGGAAAGUGACAGUUACACUGGAGGCUUGGUGUAUGGUGAAACACAGGUGAUUUCAGCUUCCACGGUUGCAUUUUACAGCGGAAUGUUCACUCGAAGGGGGCAUGGAGACGUCAAGAAAUCUACACAGAAAGUUCUGGACCCAAAGAAGGAUGUACUGACACGGCUCAAACACCUCCGGUCACUGUUAGAUAUCAUUGACAAGAGUGAACUGAAGGCGUUCUUUGAAAGCAACUGUUCUCAGAUUUAUUUCAUCUUCUAUGAAAACUUCAUUACACUGGAAAGCAACUUAAAACAAAAAGGGAACAAAUCUCAAAGGGAGGAGCUGGACUCUAUCCUCUUUAUUUUUGAAAAAAUUCUCCAACACCUGCCUGAGAAAAUCUACAACCGAUGGCAGUUUCACAGUAUAGGUUCUAUUCUGAAAAAGCUUCUACACACUGGAAAUUCAUUCAAGAUCCGCUGUGAGGGGAUCCGUCUCUUCCUGCUGUGGCUGCAGGCACUAAGGGACAACUGUGCUGAGGAGCAGUUCCUUAUCUUUGCCUGUCUGGUGCCAGGAUUCCCUGCUGUGCCCUCCUCCAGAGGGCCCUGCACCCUGGACACCAUCAUUUACAACCCCUUCUCCAACCCACCAGAUGCCAAGGUGGUGCCUGAGGAGAUUACCCCCCUGCUUCCGGCUGUGGUAGGAGAAAAGGUUGCAGAUGACCCGACCUGUUACAUCCUCGAAACCCUGCUCAAGUACAUGGUCAUCCAGGCAUCCAGCUUAGAAUGGAGGAACAAAGAAAACCAGGACACAGGCUUCAGGUUUCUCUUCAGCCUGUUCAAGAAGUACUAUCUUCCACAUCUAUUCCCUUCCUUCACCAAGCUUACCAAUCUCUACAAGCCUUUAUUAGACCUCCCCCACCACAGACCAAAACCCUUGUAUGUUCCAGUGACGCGGAACAAUGAGAGCACCUUCUGCACCAGGGACCAGUACCUGGCACCCCGUGUGGCCUUCAUCACCUGGCUGGUCACCUUCUUCCUGGAGAAGAAGUAUGUCAGCAGUGCUGCUGUGGCGCAGAGCGCAAAGAACGGCACUGAGGUCCUCCCCAAACUUAUCCAGACUGUCACUGCGGGCAGUAGCAGCCAGGAGAAGGAUAAGACAUCAGAUGGGGAUAUGAACGGGCCAGCGGGGGAGCCUGAGAAGAGCCACUCCAACAGCAGCACGCUGUCAGAUCGACGGCACAGCGAUUCCAGUUUGUGUAGCAUUGAGGAGGAGCACCGCUAUGUUUAUGAUAUGGUGCAUGCCAUCCUGCUGUCCACCAGAGACAAUGUGAAUUUUGUCAACGAGGUCUUCCACCAGGCCUUCCUGCUGCCGUCUUGCGAGGCAUCAGCAACCAGGAAGGUCAUCAAAGUGUACAGGAAGUGGAUCCUGCAGGACAAUCCUGGCUUCAUGACAGAGCCCGAGACAACUACCCAGGAAGAUGAGGUGGAUGACCGCUCUGAACAGAUACUCAGCACAGAGACCGACAGCAUGCACGUACAGGCGGUCGAGAGUCACGGCCACAGACGGUCGUCCAGCUGGGGGAGGACUUACUCGUUUAGCAGCGCCAUCAAUCGGGGGUUUCUCGCAGAGGGGCAGAACAGGGACAUCAAGGCUGGUAUCCAGCCCACACUACAGGUGUUCCUGACCAACUCAUCCAAUGUUUUCCUGCUGGAGCCAUGCCAGGAUGUAGCUAAACUCCUGGAAAACCAGGUUGAGGUGUGCAAAGGUGUUCUCAGCAUCUACCGGCACAUGAUCAUGGAGCACACAAUGAAUACACAGACAUGGGAGCAGAUGCUGCAGGUACUGCUGAGGAUCACAGAGGCAGUGAUGAAGAGGCCACUGGAAAACCAAAGAAAAGACAACUUUGCUGAAAGCUUAGCAUCAAUACUUUUUAGGACCAUCAUUGUGGCGUGGGUGCGAGCCAACCUGUGCGUAUUUAUCUCCCGGGAGCUAUGGGACGAGCUGCUGGCAGUGCUGUCCUCUCUUACCUGCUGGGAGGAGCUGGUGACAGAGUGGGCCAGCAUCAUGGACUCGCUGACGGCUGUGCUGGCACGCUCGGUUUAUGGCCUGGACAUGGCCAACCUGCCUCUGGACAAACUCAGCGAACAGAAGGAGAAAAAGCAGAGAGGACGUGGUGUGAUCCAGGACUCCCAGAAAGCGGCGGCAGUGGCGCGAUCCUUCUCACUGAGUUGGAGGAACCAAGGGGAGCAGGGCGGGCCAGGAGUUCAGGAGCCCAUGAGGAUUCGCUCCGCCACUACUUCAGGAGCUCCUGGUGUAGAGACAGCCCGUAACAAUGUCCGACAGAAGGCCUCUGCUAAGCGAAGCCAGUCCAUCAGCAACUGUGUUCAUCUAUACGAGGCUUUGCCCGCUGCUAAAAGCGUUCCUAUGCUGCUCCACACUGUGAGCUCUUUCUUGCCUGGUAUCUCUUCUGGUAACUCUGCUUGCUCUCACAGACUCUCAGAUGUGGAGGAGUGUCAGCUGUCAGAAUGUGGGGGAGAGGAGGAGCUGGGAGGCGGGGAUAGCCCUCUGCCACGUAGCAGCAGCACCUCUGACAUCACCCAACAACUGUCUGACACUUUACCAGCCCAGAAGAGAGAGUACUCCCCUACUUCCUGUGGCUCUGAUAGCAGGAUGUCUGAGGGAAGGAGAGAGAGCAACGAGCCACCAGUGAUCCUCAUCCGGCGGAGCAGCAGUCCAGUGGAGACGGAGUGCAAUGCUGAGGGACACACAAACUACACAAGACCCAAGCUCAGAGAGAAAAGUGAGAGUAUAAGUAGUGAGACGUCCAACGGCUACCUCAAUGAAGCUGAGGUUACCUGGCAGGCCUUUGAUGAGGAAGCUGACACUCAGUCCACACAGUCAGCCCACAUGGACGUGACUACCGACCCCCAGAGCCAGGGGAGUCUGCUGCUCAGCCAUAAUGAGGCUCUAGCAGGUCCCGAGUGUGCCCUCCUUCCCCACUCUGCACCCCCGUCUUACCACCACCACAACCACAACCACAACCACUACCCCCAGAACCCGCCCGCCUCACCAGCCCUGCUGGUGCACACAGAGUGCCCGCGGGACUGCCCCCUGGAUGACACCAUGCAUCAGUCUGUCUUACACAUGCCACACCACUUGGACAGUAGUGAGUGUCUGGCUGAUGAUGUCAGCAUAAUUGCCGGUGGGACCCUGACUGGCUGGCAUGCUGAUUCGGCCUUCGUCCUGUGGAGGAGAAUUUUGGGUAUCCUGGGAGAUGUCAACAGCAUUCGCUGCCCAAAAAUCCAUGCCAAGGUCCUCUUCUGUCUUUACGAGCUCUGGCACAAGCUGGCCAAGAUCCGGGACAAUCUCGGGAUCAGUGUGGACAACCAGUCUUCUCCUCCCCAGCCCACCUUCAUCCCUCCUCUUCGAAUGCUGGCCUCCUGGCUCUUUAGGGCCACCAUGCUUCCAGCUGAGUACAAAGCUGGCAAGCUGCAGGCCUACAAGCUGAUCUGUGAGAUGAUGACCAGGCACCAGGAUGUGUUCCCCAACAGUGAUUUCUUGGUGCACCUCUACCACAUCAUGCACAAGGGCAUCACCAGCGAAGACCAGGAUGUUUUGAACACCAUCAUUCGUUCCUGCUCUCCUCGUUUCUUCUUCCUCGGUCUGCCGGGCUUCACCAUGCUUGUUGGAGAUUUCAUCACUGCUGCGGCCCGCGUUCUCAGCUCUGACUCCUCAGAGGCUCCAAGGAUGGAGGCUCAGACAAUACUGGGCUCCCUCGUGUGUUUCCCCAACCUUUACCUCCAGAUUCCUGUACUGCAGCGUGUGCCUGGCUCUGAUGACAUCAUUUUAGGCAAUGAGGAUAUCAAGGAUUGUCUGGUUAACAUCCUGCUAGAGACUGCAACAAAGGAGCACUGUGAAGGGGCCAGAUGCAUAGCUGUGUGCAGUCUUGGUCUGUGGGUGUGUGAGGAGCUCAUGCAGAAGAACAUCCACCACCAGGUGAAAGAUGCCAUCAAUGUUCUGGGAGUAACACUGAAGUUUGGAAACAAAGCAGUGGCUCAAGUGGCCUGUGACGUGUUUCAGCUGCUCAUCUCUCACUGGGAACAUCUCCGGAGGUUGGAGCCCACUCUGCCUAAGAAAAUAAUUGAGAUCUUUGUGGCUACAAUAGCCUUUUUGUUGCCUAGCGCAGAGCACUCAACAGUGGAAGCAGACAAAAAGUUGAUGGUGUCACUGCUGCUCUGCCUGUUGGACUGGUGCAUGGCCGUUCCCCUGAGUCUGCUGCUGGAGCCCAUCACCAUGCCUUCGCUGGAGGACCGCACAUCCCACAAGGCCCCGCUGCUGGACUACAUCUACAGGGUGCUGCACUGCUGUGUGUCCGGCUCCAACCUGCACACCCAACAGAGCCACUACCUCCUCAGCCUGUCAGACUUGUCCACUGACUAUGACCUCAUGUUGGGUCAGGUUAAGAGCUUCGAGCCACUACACUCCCAGACAACCACCACCGACUUCGGGAACCUGCUCACCGUAGCUGAGGAAAAGCGACGCCGGAACAUGGAGCUGAUUCCCCUGACAGCACGAAUGAUCAUGACACACCUGGUGAACCAUCUGGGCCAUCAUCCGCUGAGCGGUGGCCCAGCCCUUCUGCAUAGCCUUGUGAGCGAGAACCACGACAACCCGUAUGUGGAGUCAUCCGAGCUGUCCUCCGAGGUCUUCAGAAGCCCCAACCUGCAGCUGUUUGUCUUCAAUGACAGCACGCUAGUGUCCUACCUGCAGAUCCCGGCAGAGACCCCCACUGUCGGACAGCCCCCCAAACCUUCCUCCCAAGUGCGUGUUAUCGUCCGGGACAUCUCGGGCAAAUACUCGUGGGAUGGCGCAAUCCUCUAUUGCACAACCCAGGAAGACUCUCUUGAUCCAGGAGUUUUUAAUGCAGUUGAUCGCCCUCUUUCUACUACUUCUACUACUGUUGCUCACAGCAGAAACCAGCCCAACUCUCCAACAAAGGGACCGUACAAAAAUCACUGCUCCGUCUUGGACUCCCUCUCUGACUGCUGUGAGGAGGAAGAGAUAGAUAUUCUGAAUACACUUUUGGAGGACCUAGGCCAAAGCAGCCCAGAAUGCCUGCCCCAGCCACAACUCAGGCUCAACCAGCCAGCCCCCUCACCCCAUGGCAUGAACCUAGAGCAAGAGAGCGCCAUCCUGGAGGCCAUUCUGCGUCAGACUCAGCAGGAGGAAGAGCAAGUAAGGAGGUGGGAUGCUGAUGUAAGCUUUCGGGCAGCCUGCCAGAGGGAACCUUCCCACCAGGAACCAAAAGCUCCUUUCUACUUCUGCCGGCUGCUGCUUAAUGACCUUGGCAUGAACUCUUGGGACCGCAGGAAAAGUUUCCAUUUGUUGAAGAAAAACUUCAAACUCUUAAGGGAACUGAAGAACUUGGAUUCCAGGAAGUGUCGAGAGACACACAAGAUUGCUGUGUUCUACAUUGGAGAGGGCCAAGAGGACAAGUGCUCCAUUUUGUCGAACAGCGCAGGCAGCCAGGCCUAUGAAGACUUUGUUUCUGGACUGGGAUGGGAGGUGGAUCUGGCCACACACUGCGGCUUUAUGGGUGGCCUCCAGAGGAAUGGCAGCACAGGUCUAACUGCUCCUUACUAUGCUACCUCCACCGUGGAAGCCAUCUUCCACGUCUCCACUCGUAUGCCCUCUGAUUCUGAUGACUGCCUCACCAAAAAGUUGCGUCACCUGGGAAAUGAUGAGGUGCACAUAGUGUGGUCAGAGCACACCAGGGACUACAGACGUGGCAUCAUCCCAACAGACUUUGGAGACGUGCUGAUUAUCAUCUACCCAAUGAAGAACCACAUGUAUUUCAUCCAGAUCAUGAAGAAACCACAGGUUCCAUUCUUCGGGCCUCUGUUUAAUGGCGCCAUCAUCACUGGGAUGCUGCUGCCAAGCUUGGUGCGGGCCACCUGUAUCAACGCCAGCAGAGCUGUUAAGUCCCGGCUGACUCUCUACCAGAGCUUCUAUGAGGAGCGGGCUCUCUACUUGGAGGCCAUUGUUCAGAACCACAGAGAGGUCAUGAGCUUCGAAGACUUUGCCUCACAGGUCUUCUCUCCCUCUCCUGGCUAUCCAAUGAGUGGGACAGUAUCCUCCACAGCCUUGUCCUCCAGGAUCCUGAAUGCAACCUCACUCUCACUUAGCAACUUCAGGCCAGUAUCAUGGCUUCCUGCAUGAGCUAGUUCAACUGUCAUACAGACUUUAUCCACAGUGCUCUGGUCUUGUUGUGUGUUACACCUGCACUGCUUUGCUCAGUUUUUAUUGUUGUGUUAUGUUGUGUGUUUUCAUCCUCUUAACCUUUUCUAAAUUAAUGCACAUGAAGUCAAUGAAAGAACUUAAAAGCUCCCAUGACCCUCUUAGGUGCCCCCACAUCUUUUACUCGCUCAUCCUAACCCUCUCUAAUAGUAACACUGGUGGUACAUGUUUCUGUUGUUGCCAUGUGAACUGCCCACCAUUCAUGCUUUGGAUUUCAAGAUUGUCUUGAUUUUGAAACCUGUGAAUUGGACAAAUGCAUCAGGUACCAUCAGACAUGAUGGCCUUGAAGGUAUAUUCAGAAAACCGGCACUUGUUGAUUAACUCAUCACCCAAAUCGAUUUACCUUGUCUGACUUUUAAACCUAUCAGUGACAACUAACCUCGACGCCACACGCUGUCUGAAUCACCGACUUUUCAGCAGCGUUGUGUUGUGUCCUGCUGCAGUGUGGUAUGGUGUGUGUCCACUGCUCUCUCACAUGAUACUCUACUCUGUUUUUCCCUUUUUAGAUUAAAAAUAUCUUAAAGGUCCAAAUACUGUAUAUGGCGAAGGUAAGCCCCGAGUCAGACCAGAAGCUUGUUUCCGUCCAGCGGCCUACCUACCCUUCGCUCGAUCACUCAUCCUGGCUGUUCCCACUCCUCCUUUUUUUCCAUUCAGCACUAACCAAGCUUUGAGUGCUCUGACAAAGGGAAAUGGACAGAGAAACCAGGCUGUUUAUUUGGGGGUGUCCUACUGUUUAGGCCUGGCUGGUAAUUGAAAGUGAUGCACAGUGGGUACAAUUAGCACCUGACUAAGUAGCAGCAUGAACAAUACGGCUACACUUCUGGCCCUCGCUUCUGCAUGUGGCACGCCUUUAUCUCUUCCCCCAGCAAACACUUUUCUUUUUUUCUAUUUUUUUCUCCCCAAUCCCUCCACCCCCCUCAUUUCCUCCUGUUGGAGUGUGCCUGUUUGCCUGGGGCCGACUCUGAGACUAACACCUGCCGCACUGGAAGACGUCUUUGUCAACUAAAGCCUUGUUUGAACUGCUGCAGAGGGGACCAAUGGGAUAGCAGGGCCAUUUAAAGAACCUCUUUGUUUUCUUUCUCUCUCGGUCUCUCCCUUCUUCUUUCCAUCUGAAAUUAACCUUACCGUAAGGCAGAUUGGGCUGAGUAAGGAGCGGAAAUGCUGGGGUUAUAAUGACGAUAAUAAUGAUACAUUAGCCUCUUCUGGAUCUGGGUUAUUUUUUCACUUAGUAACUUGCUAUGAAAAUUAAUUCUUGCAUAAGGCCAUACAGAGAAGAACGCCAUUUAGAAACUGAUGCAACCCCAGUCAUUAAGUGCCACAGUGGGAGUGAUGACUGUUUAGUGCAGCAUGUUUUAAUGGCUGCUAAACGAUAAGGGAAGUCUGUUGAGUGGGUGGUGAACUGUACCAAACUAUUGUCUGUGUAUAUUAGCUGUAAUAGGUGUUUGUCUUCCUCCUGUCUAGCAUAUGUCUUUACAGCACAUGCAGUUGGAGUUUAGUUUAUAAAACAAAGUGUUUACUGUAGGAAUGAAUAGAAGAAUACGGGAAUGCAGGAUUUGUUCUGUCCAUCAGGCCAGCCCACAUUUUUAGCCAAGCCCAUCCCCUUUUUUUUUUAAAUAUUCAUAUGCAGAUUUGAGAAUUCAAGUUUGGACCCCCCCUGGCCUCCCCUCUAGCCCUUCACAAUACACACACCCAAUGUUUCAUCCAUAGCCCAGCCCUCCUCUCCCAGUGAGCUGCGGCCCUGGAUGCUGCGGGUGUCCACUGUGCUGCUGAGUGUCUGUUACUCCAGCCAUCUGCCAUUCCUUUUAGCCGCUGCAACUUGAGAUGCCUCCGAAAAAUGGCAGGAAAUAAAAGGAUAGGAAAGAAAAUAGGCAACCAGAUGCCAUCUCGACAAAGCAGAAAAGUUGUUUAAACUCCAAGCAUGGUGCUGAGGCGGGUGGGGGGCCCGCAGUCUGGGUUUGGUCAGGGGCACGCUGAGGAAGUCAGGGCGACGUUCACAAUAAGUGAUUGUUCCCAACACUGUUCCAUUCCCACCUUCAAGACUUAUUACUGUUUUCCAUGCCCUAAUCAUGGAUGUGAAGUUUUUUUGAAAAAGGACAAUACUUGAAAAUGUCAAAGCUCCACAUGUUCACAACAAAACCAUAAUGUGCAAUUUUAUUUUCAUUCAAAGCAUUCUGCUGUCACACUGCGAACUGAAUACCUGUUUUUUAUUUUGCCCGUUGCUCCAAAGGUUACUUGUCAUUUUUAUAUCUCAUAAGCAUCUGGAAAAACUAUUUGAAAAAAAAAAGCCAGCUUCUCUUUAAACAACCUUUGCUUUUCCACAGCAUGUGAAAAAGGCAUGUAAUUUCUGAUUUGCUUUCUCACAUCUUUAUUCUAAUGACUUAAGGGGUAGCACAAACUCAAAUCUUAACACUUUUUUUACAGUUUGCAUUGUAAGUGUUGUGAAUGUCGGUGAAAAUCCUGGGUAAUCUUGGUUGUGGGAGCAGCCACGUGCAUGACAAAGCAUGCUGGAAUAAACAGCAAUCACACAAAGCCCAAUGAACCUGACUGCCAUGUCUGACCGGCUUGGUCUCUUUUUCUUUCUGUCGCACACUCUCCCUCCAUCUCUCUCCCAGGCUCCUUCACCGGCAGUGCGAGCACCGAAGCCGGAAACACCGCAGGAACGACAGACAACGUCGACCAGGUUUCUCCCACAAUGCCCCGUGCCACAAAGAACCGAGUUUCCGGAAAACUCCGCCGAUCAGCCAGCGCUAUAAGC
Molecule: messenger RNA, 9129 nt
Organism: Perca fluviatilis (European perch)
Lineage: Eukaryota; Metazoa; Chordata; Actinopteri; Perciformes; Percidae
Gene: ralgapa2
Product: Ral GTPase activating protein catalytic subunit alpha 2
Exons: 41
Coding region: 180-6296 (2038 amino acids)
Biological process (GO): positive regulation of GTPase activity; regulation of small GTPase mediated signal transduction
Cellular component (GO): nucleus; cytoplasm
Molecular function (GO): GTPase activator activity
Source: RefSeq, a predicted model, not a curated record